Molecule: messenger RNA, 965 nt
Organism: Brassica oleracea var. oleracea
Lineage: Eukaryota; Viridiplantae; Streptophyta; Magnoliopsida; Brassicales; Brassicaceae
Product: gamma carbonic anhydrase-like 1, mitochondrial
Exons: 2
Coding region: 17-775 (252 amino acids)
Source: RefSeq, a predicted model, not a curated record
UCCAAAAUCCAUAGCAAUGGCGACUUCAAUAGCUCGAUUCUCUCGAAGAGCAUUAACUCCCAACCCGAUCCGUCGCUUCUUCGCCACUUCCGCGGCGCUCGCGACGAACGCGGAGGCGCCGAAGCCAAAACUGACUGUAUCACCGUCUCCGGAUCGUGCGAAAUGGGACUACAGAGGACAGAGGCAGAUCAUCCCUCUGGGGCAGUGGCUUCCCAAGGUAGCCGUCGACGCCUACGUGGCGCCAAACGUGGUAUUAGCCGGCCAGGUCACGGUCUGGGACGGCUCUUCCGUCUGGAACGGCGCCGUUUUGCGCGGCGAUCUCAACAAGAUCACUUUGGGGUUUUGCGCGAAUGUUCAGGAACGGUGUGUUGUCCACGCCGCGUGGUCUUCACCAACAGGAUUACCAGCAGAGACGUUGAUCGACAGGUACGUGACAGUGGGCGCAUACAGUCUUCUGAGAUCAUGUACCAUCGAACCAGAGUGCAUCAUAGGGCAACACUCUAUACUAAUGGAAGGUUCGCUUGUUGAGACCCGGUCAAUCCUGGAAGCUGGUUCGGUUGUGCCACCAGGAAGAAGGAUCCCGUCAGGUGAGCUAUGGGGAGGCAAUCCAGCAAGGUUUAUAAGAACACUAACUAACGAAGAAACCUUGGAGAUCCCGAAACUCGCUGUAGCCAUCAACCAUUUGAGCGGAGAUUACUUCUCUGAGUUCUUGCCUUACUCCACUGUCUACUUGGAGGUAGAGAAGUUCAAGAAGUCCCUUGGUAUCGCUGUUUAGAAGUCUCUCUACAAGCUUCUCUUGUGGGUUUCAUGUGCUUAUGUCCGUCUCUAUUGAUUGCAAUAAGUAGGUGAAGAACAUCAAAAACAUUCAAAUGUUUUGUCUCUCUAUUUUUUGGUUUCUUUGUAAACUGAUUUUGGCUGGAUAUUGCCUGAGUGAUAAUGGCGAGAACUUCUUGUUUUGUUGUCUA